This is a messenger RNA of Westerdykella ornata, 2550 nucleotides long. RefSeq lists its product as uncharacterized. Lineage: Eukaryota; Fungi; Ascomycota; Dothideomycetes; Pleosporales; Sporormiaceae. The coding region runs from base 1 to 2550 and encodes 849 amino acids. The record is from RefSeq and is a predicted model, not a curated record. The transcript has 2 exons.
AUGAGUUACGAUUCGCGUCAAGCCAGCGGGCCGUAUGGCACUUCGAAUGAGAUGGGGGGCGAAACUAAAAAGGGCUCCGUACGUGCAGCGAGAGGGAAGCUACAGGCUACGAACCCGCAAGGACAGGUACCAGACAGGCCGAGAAUAGCUGGAUUGCCCCAGCGUCCUGAUCAAUUGGUCUCUCAGCCCUCUCCACCUCGACCGCAAGCAACGGAACGACGAGAGCUGGUUCCUGAAGAUGAUCGUUCGGCUGGCUCCCCUUCUCCCCAAUGGCCGCUGCCUACGAAGAAAACACCUACGACGAGCGUCGCGCCAGAAGCUCGAAACAUGCCACGACCGCCGAAUCGAGGGCCGCCUCCUCGAAGACCACCUCGUCCUGUGUCCGAUGACUUUGCAGAAGAGACCGAUCCGCCCGACGUGUACCGUUCUUCGUACCAAAGUGAAAAUUUUUUGUCGCCGACAUCUGCCGCACCGUCAUCGCGUCCCCUCACCACUUCCUCAGUCGCAUCGGAGGCGUCCUCCCUUGGUUCGAUACCCGACUUUCCCGUCCCCAUCCCGCCUAUGCCAGCAGUGCAACCCCUGCCACGCCGACUACCUACCCUCGGACCCCCACCUUCAGCGCGGAGAGGACCACCUUCAUAUUACACGCAAUCCUCCUUCGUCUCUCCUAUAGCCGAAGAAUCCGAGACGCGAUCAAAUACGAUUCGUUCACAUCGCGGUUCUUUCGCGUCGAGCGCCGUUAUACCCAUCAACGACGAUCAGUAUUAUCGGGAAGAUGACGACGAUGGCGUCCGCUCUGAGGAUGACGAAACCGUGACCAGCGAGUUUGGAAGAAACUCCAGGGCAAGCGAUCACGAUGAAAAGAGCGAACUGGUUCAGCCCACUCUUGUUCGGCAAGCUAGUCUGGGAAGAAGGACAAAGCCGUCCCUGAUGACUAUCAAAUCUGUUGAGAGUUUUGGCGAGAAGAGAAACCCGUCUGUCAAGAAGAACCCUGGUGUAGACGAAGAUAACCUGUCCAAGAUCGGAAACACAGUUCUAGCAGCGAGAGAUGGACUGGCUGGGCGAGCAGCCCAAGGAUCGCAGGGCCCUUCGCUCGGCAACAGCUCCAUAUUACUUGAUCCCUCAUCCUCCUCUGAGGAAUCUCUGGAUGGUUUUGUGACCUCCAUGCACCCUAUGCAACCAGGAGACAAGCAAACGUCUUUUGGUGACCGUGUGGGGAAACGUCGACCCCCGCGCAUUGAUGUCGAUGCGGUCCGCGAUGCUGAGGCACGUGGCAGCUUGACAAGCCUGCCUGAGCUGAUCAAGAGAGCCACGAGACUGGCCGCAAAUCUCGACCGUGGAAAGACGGCCAGUCGUCUGGGGCUUGAGUUUUGGGAGGCUGGUGCGCCAGAAAAACGAACGCGGCAGUCCGGGACAUUGUCCGACAUGCUCGCUGCAUUCCCCCCGCCUGGAGAGGCUACCCCUACCGGUAACAGAACGCCGAACAAUCAGAGAUGGCCCGGGGACAAAGACGGAGGCUAUGGUCGGACAAGUUCAGUGUCUAGUGGCGAGAAGCCAACUCGACGUCGCCGUUGUUGCGGUUUGCCCAUGUGGACAUUUGUGACUCUGCUCAUUGUGCUGCUUUUUCUGGUGGCCGCCGCGGUGAUUAUCCCUAUCGUGCUGAUUGUUGUACCGAAUAUGAAGGAGGCGCAGGCACAGUCUCAAACCCCUAAUGCCGGUAAUCGAGCGAGCAACCUCCCGAAUCUACCGGCGCCGACGUCAAGCGCGCCAAAGAACCAAUGCGAUGGGAUCAUCACUUGCCGGAACGGGGGAGUGGCCAUUCUGAACGCAGACCGCUCAUGUAAUUGCGUUUGUAUCAAUGGCUUCACCGGAAGGGCUUGCGAGAAUGAAGGAGAUGCCGCGUGUACAACCACGAAUGUUUCGGGAGCUGCCAACAAUGCCACCCUCGGUUCGGGAAUUCCCCGGCUUUUCGAAAGUGCACAGAAGAACUUCAGUAUCCCGCUGGAUCCUCCGACGCUACUUUCAAUAUUCUCAGAUCUUGGUCUUAGCUGCAACACUGAAAACGCGUUGAUCACCUUCAAUGGACUGGCUGCUCGAUCAGUCCUGAAUGUCGAGACCACGCUUGAACCCUCGAAGUCUCUGCCUCUUCUUAAUGCACCACAUGGAGCGCAGGACAUUGGUCAAUUGGGUCGGCGUCAGGCGGUUGGAGAGCCAGGACAAGUAAGACCGAACACCGUUCAAACCGGAGCUCCCGCUCCGUCGCCGUCCCCAUCAACAUCAUCCGUACCGAUUCGCUCGAUAUCACGUAACACUACUGCGAUCGACUUUGCAAGGAUCGGCGUCCUGUUGCUUUUACAGGAAACGCGGGAGCUGGAGCAAGCAGCGAAUGCGCAAGUGAAGAUCCAGGAGUUUCUUUCGGAUGCCAGUACGGGCGAUGCUAGGAGCACCACGGUCGAUCUGGGGCAGUUCAGAAUGGACCUCCUGGAGCUGUCUGUGGAUUUCAGAAACGGGACCACGAUUCAGGGACGGCCUGCCAUCCCAAAAGCAUGA